Messenger RNA from Aricia agestis (brown argus), 3922 nucleotides. RefSeq names its product cubilin. The coding region runs from base 140 to 2539 and encodes 799 amino acids. The record is from RefSeq and is a predicted model, not a curated record. The transcript is spliced from 17 exons. Gene Ontology annotation, cellular component: plasma membrane. NCBI's taxonomy places the organism in Eukaryota, Metazoa, Arthropoda, Insecta, Lepidoptera, Lycaenidae.
GCCCGCCGCCGCGCCCGCACAGUAGUGCCGCACCACGCGACUAAUGGCGCCCAAACGGGGACUCCGGUGCCGCGGCUAAUUGGUGGUGGGCAGCGAACCGCCUCAGAGCAGUCACACAUGCUGACGAUAUGGAUACAGUAUGGCCGCGGCACAUUGGCUCAACUCGGUCGGCUAUCUGUCUCUGUCACUGCUAUGCCUGCUCGCGACGACCCUCCAGGUCACCAGCGUGGUCGCGGGGGAGGCCACGGAGCCCUCGAGCGCGGCCUCGCUGGCGGAACCCUCGCCUACUAAGCCUCCAAAGUGCGACCGCACGUUCGUGAGCCGGGGCGGCGGCAGCAACGGCACGUUCAGCGCGCCGGAGCUGAGCAACCCGCUCAACCAGACGCGCCAGUGCCUCUACACGUUCCUCGCCGCGCCCGGACAGCGCGUGCUCGUCGAGUUCCGCACCUUCGACCUCCGGGGCAAGCCGCCAGAUGGCGCGGCGGUGGGGGAGCUGCCAGCAUGCGUGCACGAGUACAUGGACAUAUACUCGGAGAUGGCGAGCCUGGAGGCGGGCGAGCUGGUGAACUCGGCGUUCGGUGGGCGGUACUGCGGGCCGAUACCACCGCGCCGCCGCGUGUCGCUGCACCGCGCGGUCGCGCUCGCCUUCUUCACCGACCACGCUCACACACCCACCACGCUCUUCACCGGGACCUAUCAGUUUAUAAAUGCCUCGGAGUUCGAAGUGGGCACUCCGGUACCGAACACGCUGUGCUCGUUCGUGAUCGAGGCGGGCAAGUGGCGCACGGGGCUGCUGCUGUCGCCCACCUACCCCGGCAUCUACCCCAAGGACGUGACGUGCAACUACCAGUUCGUGGGCGCGCCCGGCCAGCGCAUACGCCUGGAGUUCCGGGACUUCGAUCUGUUCUUCGGCGGGCCGCAUUGUCCUUUCGACUGGGUGCGCGUGUACGACGGCGCCGACAACACGUCCGCGAUCAUCGGCACGUACUGCGGGCAGCAGCGCAACCUGGUGCUGUACUCCAGCCACGAGCGCCUGCUGGUGACGUUCUUCACGCUGCAGCGCGCCGCCAACACGCAGAACCGCGGCUUCAAGGGCAUCUUCGAGUUCUCCGAGAGCUUCGUCAAGUUAGAUUUUAUAAGCAAGCACGACGCGGAACACAUCCGGGGCUCGGAGUGCGAUCAGAAGAUCCUCAGCAAGAAGGAGUCCACCGGCUUCGUCUACCAUCCCAACUAUCCAUUCCUCUAUAUACAAAAAGUUGUUUGUAGAUAUUUUAUAUAUGGCAUGCAAGACUCACAGAACUUGGAGAGAGUGCGACUGGAGUUCCAGAACUUCUCGAUACCGAAGGCGGGAGAUGCUAAGCCAGACACCUGCCCAGACGGCUACCUCAAGGUGUACCUCCGAGGUCAGGAGGCGACGGAUUCCUACGACAAGCAUGACGCGGAGCUGUGCGGGGAGGCGUCCCCCGGCCCCCCCGCCUUCCCCCCGCCGCUGCUGUCCGACGGCCCCCGCCUCGUCAUGGUGUUCAGCUCCGGCGAGCUCCAGGGACGAGGGUUCAAGGCUAAAUACACGUUCGAGACAGAAUACCGCGUCCCCGGCACGGCGGCUCCAGGCGGCGAAUGCGCGUUCACGUACCGCUCGGAGGCCAAGAAGAGCGGCGAGUUCAACUCCCCCCGCUACCCCUCCAACUACCCCUCUCGCACCAACUGCACGUAUACUCUGGUGGCGGCACCCAAUGAGCAGGUCACCGUCGUGUUCGACCACUUCAAGGUGCGUGCUGAUAGCUGGAACGCCACCGCUGGGUUGUAUGGGGGUGCCACAUGCACGGAGGACUGGCUGGAGGCGUGGUGGACUGGGCGCGAGGGUUCUCGCGUGCCAUUAGGGCGCUGGUGUGGCCCUGCGACCCCAGGGCCGCUACAGUCGCCGCGAGGCGCCCUAGGGCUACUCAUUGCUCUGCACACGGACCACGACUCGGUGGCAUCUGGAUUCAAAGCAAGAUACAUAUUUGAGCCGGCGAAGUCCAUAUUCGGCGACUGCGGCGGCAACGUGUCGGGGUCCGCGUGGGGCGCGGUGUCGUCGCCGCGGUACCCGCUGCCGUACGAGAAGCCCGAGCGGGGGGCGGCGGCGCGCGUCUGCAACUGGUUCAUCACGGCGCGCCCCGGCCGCCGCCUGCUCAUCAACUUCGACCACUUCGCUGUGGAGGGACAUCUCACUGAGCGUGGCUGCCCGGCGGCGGUGCUGCGGCUGUGGUACGAGAGCCCGGGCCCGCCGCUCGAGCUGUGCGGGGAGAAGGCGCCCGCCGACCGCUGGCAGUACCUCUCCUCGUCCAACUCCAUACGACUCUCGUUUAUAAUAGCAGACAAGUCAGUGGGCGCGGGGGGCUGGCGCGCCGUGUGGACGGAGGUGACGGUGGGCAGCACGGCCGGCAUCGGCAGCGAGUGUCCGGCGGCCUGCGCCGGCGCCUGCCUGCCGCCGCGCGCCGCCUGCUCCGGCCUGCAGCACUGCGCCGGCGCCGCGCUCGUCAAGCCCGCCUACUGUUAGUAUACCCCCCGCCCGACCGACACCGUACUCCGCGACUAUAAUCGAGAAUUUCAACUUGAAGGAUGACUCUCCGAAGCUAAUAUUUUUACAACUCUCGGCCUACAAAAUUACGAAUUGGCGUUACCUCACUGCCUCCCCGAAAGCUUAAAUUUUAGAAUUCUCCGCACAUUGGCACUACCCAGCUCUCUGCAACUGACACGAGAACGUUGACGUAAUCUUCCCAAAAUUAUGGUAGAAUUAGAUCACUACUGAUUGAGCAACUACUUAGAUCGAUUAGCAUAGACGAUAGCAAAUAGAUAUUUAAUAUGUACCAACCGACGUAGCGAGCGGGUUCAUCGUGUCUCGCAGCCCCGGCCCCACGUUGGGCGCCAACGCGUGUUCCGUGCCACGUAUCCAAUAUCUAUAUGCUUCUUAUGUUUCCUUGAUUGGCUAAAUGUUUGGUAAGCUUGUUAAAACGUUUUCUAAAUUCCGGCCUUGGCUAUUAAACUAAAAACUAUUCUAAAUUUUAAAAGUGUUCGUAUGUCGUGCACACUUUGAAAAUAUUACACGAUGUCACCUGUGCAUUUCGUUGUUGCAAAAUAUUAAAACCUUAAUACGAGUUUUAAAUUGUAGUGUGUAAAGGAGUAACCAGUAAUUUAAGAGUUGAAUGUGUGUAUUGUGUGAAUUGAUAUUAUCGUAGAUAGUUUCACAGUGAAAUGAGUAUUCAAAUAGAGGAGAUAUUAUACCGUACCUACUAUUCGACCAAAUGUACGAUUAGUUAGAAUUAAGGUUUUCGCGAGAUCGAACAUUCAUUAUAUCACAAAAAAAAGAAUUACUUUAAAGGAGAGGCUAGAUAGGGGCAUACCCAAUAACAUUUUUUGUUACAACAUUCCAGUAAUAAGGAUAAGUAUUAUGUAGGUACACCUGCAAAAUUGUGUAUUACUUGGCUAUUAAGCUAAGACACCACAGACAAAUGUUGUGACAAAGGUAAGUGCAGUCAGUAGGAUAAGUUAACUUACAACUAGAAUUUCUUUGGUCGAUUAGUAGGUUUCAAUAAAAAUAGUAGCUGAAAUAAAGUGUUCUAUGUCAUGUUGAAUUUCAAGUUAAACAAUAUUAUGUAGUUUACCUAAUAAUAACAAUAGUGUUUUUAACAAUAAUUAUCUCAAAAUAAACACUGUUUGCUCCUUUUAUUGAUCUAAAUGUAAGAAACUGUAUGUAUAAAUUGUAUAACCUUAACAUGUUUCUUAAAAGUUAAAUAACAUUUACUGUACCUUCUCAGUAUUUUAAGGAUUCAAUGCAAUCUUUGUCUCAGAGGACCUGUAACGAAAUCGGUAGGUGUUAGAAUUUUGACAAUUUAUUAAUUGUUGAUAAUAUCAUAAUAAUAUAUUGACGAUGUUGCAAGAU